Molecule: messenger RNA, 2135 nt
Organism: Phyllopteryx taeniolatus (common seadragon)
Lineage: Eukaryota; Metazoa; Chordata; Actinopteri; Syngnathiformes; Syngnathidae
Gene: tmbim1a
Product: transmembrane BAX inhibitor motif containing 1a
Exons: 12
Coding region: 209-1213 (334 amino acids)
Biological process (GO): negative regulation of apoptotic signaling pathway
Cellular component (GO): membrane; Golgi apparatus; endoplasmic reticulum
Source: RefSeq, a predicted model, not a curated record
UGGGCCGGGCUGUGCGACGCGGGUGCGGGAACCGAAAUUCCCGUGGACUCCACCCAGCUGCUCGCCAGUCGCCCCGCUGCUCUGUUCCGGGAAAUGUUCGACUGAAACGCCGAGUUGAGUCUCCGAAGUCAUUCGACGACUUUCCACCGCACGAAGCAAGACUUUCCAACUUUCAAGUUACUACCCGUGGGACUUAACGCUCGGCGACAUGUCCAGAUCAGACUACCCUCCAGGGUACGAAGAGUCCCGUAACCCACCGUACGCACCCCACGGCGGCAAUUACCCAGCACCCCCUGGAUAUGGCUUCCCGGCCUUCGGCGGACCUCAGCCGGGACAGCCUCCAGCUCCCUACCCCACCGGUCCAAACACCCCUCUAUUCCCGGGUCAGCCACAGGGCUACCCUCCAGGUCCGUACCCGGGACAGCCUUAUCCUCCUGGAGCCGGCUAUCCCAGUCAGCCCCCUAUGCCUCCCAUCAUCCCACGCAAUAUCCCUUCGGAUGUUAUAACCUCUGAUGACGAUUUUGCCGCGAGGGGAAGUGACUGGGACAGUCUGAGCAUUCGGCAUGCUUUCAUCAGAAAGGUGUAUUUGAUUCUGGCAACCCAGCUCCUUGUCACAACAGCCAUUGUGGCCGUUUUCACCUUUGUCCAACCGGUCAGAGAUUUUGUACAGCAGAACCAGGCUGUCCACUGGGCGUCCUAUGGCGUGUACCUCGUUACCCACCUUGUGUUGGCCUGCUGCAAGGGCCCCCGGAGGACGUUUCCUUGGAACUUCAUAUUGCUCUCCAUCUUUACCCUGGCUCUAUCUUACAUGACCGGCUCCAUAGCCAGUUACUAUGAUACAAAGGCAGUGUUUCUCGCUUUGGCCAUCACUGCUGUCGUCUGCAUCGCUGUCACGGUCUUCUGCUUCCAGACCAAGGUGGAUUUCACCAAAUGCCGGGGCUUGUUCUGCGUGCUUGGCAUUGUCGUGUUUGUGACCGGCAUCAUCACUGUCAUCGUGCUGUCUUUCAAAUAUAUCUACUGGCUUCACAUGCUUUACGCUGCAAUAGGAGCCAUAGCUUUCACCUUGUUCUUGGCAUACGAUACGCAGCUCCUCAUCGGCAACAGGAAGUACUCCAUCAGUCCAGAGGAAUACGUGUUCGCCGCACUUAACAUCUACGUCGACAUGGUUCAGAUCUUUCUUUUCCUGCUGCAGAUUAUUGGCUCGAGCAAAUAAAGUCUUUCGGGACACACAAGCAGUCAUAUCGACAACGUUGCUGCAGAACCAGUCCCGAGCUGUUUAUAGCUUUUGCUUUGUUUCCACGCAUACCAAUAGAAUGUAUAUCAUUGCUGCACUCAAUGACCAUUACUUAAGGGCAGAAUUUGAGUUUGUUACUGUGCAAGCGAUUCCGAUGCACUCUCACAUAUAUAUUUCUACAGUUUGACGCCUACAAAAAAAGUAUUCUGGUGUCAAAAUUUUGCCAGUCUUGCUGGCUUGAAGUAAAAAGCAGACUUAUUUUUUUUUUUUUUAAAUACUACUUCAGUGCUGAAAUGUCUCCAUCACAUCUGUUUAUGUUUUGCUGGGUUGUACUUGCUACACACAAGUUUGAUUUGUGCUUCAUGAGGAUUGGUUGAAUAGAACUGUUAUUAAAUUCCAUGCCUGAUCUAUUAUGUCCAUUACGCCGACUGUAUAGUUUAGUUAUAUAUUGUAUUUUUGUCAGUCUUUCUCAUUUUACUAUGGAACGAUAGCUUGUCAACAAAUUGUUUCCCCACCUACUGGAGUACGGCAGGGGUCACCAACAAGAAUCCCGAGGGUAGCCUGCGGGGCCUCUUCAAAAACAGCUCGCCAGCGAUGGGACAUUGUAAUUUUCUAGGAAUGUUGAACAAGUGAUCAUUUGAAAAUUUCCUCCAAAGUGUUGCAUGUUAUUUUUUUUCCUAGGAGCAAUUAACACGAUCAGUGUCGUCACAUAGAUGACUUAAUGACGUACAGUAAUUUGAAUUUCAACAUAUUUGAGAAGUGUGUAUUCUAUUGGUAUUCCUUUUCAUUCACAAAUAACCCCAAAGUAUCUGUUUUAGAAAGGUUGGUGACCCUUUGUGUACCUAUGUCUUGUAAAUACAUUGUUUGGCUUUUCAUAUACAAUAAAUUGUUUUAUUUCUGA